AUGGCACUCAUUGCCUGCGCCGCGGCGGCCACAGGGCUAGCCGGCAUGUACCUGGAUGCCAAGCACUCUAUACGCAGUGACAUAGCUCAAAUCAGAGGGGCCCGGAGAAUGGAGCAAUACAUGCGACAUCUUUCUGAGAUCCGCGGCGAAGAUGACUGGUCCUUCUAUCACGUCCUUCACAAUACCUACGAAUCCAAUCACCACACUGAGCAGGAGGCGCUUGUAUUCGAAGGACGUAGCUGGACAUACCGGCGUCUUCGAGAGGAAAUUGGUCGAUGGGCCGAAGCUCUGCAGUCUUUGGGAGUGCGGAACAGAACAGUAGUGGGCUUGUUCAUCAAUAACUCUCCUGAAUUCAUCUUCACCUGGUGGGCGCUUUACAAGCUUGGUGCGAUUCCGGCUCCCAUUAACACGUCCAUUACGGGCCACCAUAUCAAGCAUUGUCUGAAGGUCUCGGAGGCUGAGUUUAUCAUAACCACCUUCGAGCUGUCGGGGAUAGUGUCACAGGCAUUUGACCUAGCGGAGGGUACCACAGACUUUUCGGCUGAUCCCUCAUGUCCGUGGCUGAAACGUGUGAUUUUAUACGAUUACAACACGUAUCCCUCCCUACCGCAGUGGUCCUCUCGGAAUGGAACCAUAGUCGUACGACAUGACAGUCUGCGACCGGUCGUCCCCGAGAUGGGAGAUUUCCCUAAGUCCUCCAGACCACAGGUGCGCGCAACGGAUGCAUCUCAAUACCUCUUCACAUCAGGAACAACUGGUCUUCCGAAAGCGUUGAACUGGCCGGCAGCGUACAGCCUUGGAUCAACAUGCCCAGGAAGAUAUCCAAACAUGUACAACCAGAGCCGCCGGUUCUAUGUUUGUCUCCCCAUGUUUCACGGCACUGCUUCGUUUGCCGCCCUUCCGCCAACGCACGCAGUCUCCGGCACCAUAAUCCUUGCGCGCCGCUUUUCCCGUAGCGAGUUCUGGGCCGAUGUCCGCCGAUCGCAGGCAAAUGCAAUCUUGUACAUUGGAGAAAUGCUGCGAUACUUGGUCCAAUCGCCUCCCGAUCCGCGCUUUCCGAACGAGAAGAACCACGGAGUCGAUUUGGCGUUCGGGCUGGGCCUCUCGGCGUCUGUAUGGCAAGGUGUGAGGAACCGCUUCGGGAUCCCGUGGAUUGUCGAGUACUACUCAGCCAGCGAAGCCACGGUAUCGCUGGUGAACUCGAACAAAGGGGACCGAGGUGUCGGCAAGAUCGCUCACUGGGGUCCACUCAUGCGCAGUUCGUGGUUUGGCCAACGUACCUUUUACAUUGUGCGCACGGAUCUUGAGACGGGAGAUAUUCUUUGCGAUCCGAAAACUGGCUUUUGUAUGACCACCGACCCCGGUGAGAUAGGCGAGUCUAUUAGUCGCAUUGUUCCUCCCGUACAGCGAAGACACGAUUAUGUUGGCGAGGGUGGCGUGGAGGCGACGGAAAAGAAGAUGCUGCGGGAUGUAUUCGAGACUGGAGACCAAUUCUAUCGCUUAGGAGAUGCGCUGGCAAUGGACGCAGAAGGCUACGUAUCCUUCCACGAUCGACUCGGCGACACCUACCGUGCGAAAGGUCACAACAUCUCGACGACAGAAGUCGAGGCCUGCUUCAGUCGCCACCCCAAAAUCGCUUCCGUGAACGUCUAUGCGAUUCCCAUGAAUCGCUACGGCUAUGAUGGUCAAUUAGGCUGUGCCGCACUCACAUUCAGCGGCACCGAAGGCCGUAAAAGCAUAGACGGCCCGGAUGCGUUGGAAUGCGAAGUAGUUCCCGAGCUGGAGAAAUGGCUAACGACCAACGCGAAUGCUUUGCCCGUGUAUGCUGUACCGCGCUUCCUCCGCGUGCUCGUCAGCACCGACCGUCCAGACCUUAAGAGCGACACAGGAGCAGAUCGGGUGUCUCUGAUCAUGAAAAAACUGAAGACCGGGUUAAGACAGGACGGUUUCUCAUUGCCCCUCGGAACCAGUGACAGAAUGUACUGGAUUGAGAAGGAAGGAGAAGGCUACGUUAGACUGAACAAGGAGGCAGAAGAGAGAUUGAAAGCCGGAAAGGCGAGGCUCUAG
Cyphellophora europaea CBS 101466 is the source of this 2067-nucleotide messenger RNA. RefSeq lists its product as uncharacterized. NCBI's taxonomy places the organism in Eukaryota, Fungi, Ascomycota, Eurotiomycetes, Chaetothyriales, Cyphellophoraceae. The record is from RefSeq and is a predicted model, not a curated record. Gene Ontology annotation, molecular function: long-chain fatty acid transmembrane transporter activity; long-chain fatty acid-CoA ligase activity. The coding region runs from base 1 to 2067 and encodes 688 amino acids. The transcript has 4 exons.